AUUUCCGGAACGCUGCCUUCGCGGAGCCUUGUGGGUGACCGGCCGGGGUCUCCUGGCGACGACGAUGGCGGGGGAUGUGGGAGGUCGCAGCUGCCCGGACUCGGAGCUGCUGUUGCACCCGGAGCUGCUGUCCCAAGAGUUCCUUCUUCUCACUCUGGAGCAGAAGAACAUAGCUGUUGAAAAUGAUGUAAGAAUAAAUAAGGACAACCUUACUGAUCUUUAUGUCCAGCAUGCAAUACCUUUGCCUCAGAGAGAUUUGCCAAAGAAUAGAUGGGGGAAAAUGAUGGAAAAGAAAAGAGAACAACAUGAGAUGAAACAUGAGACAAAAAGGAGUGCCACUGUAGAUGGGUUAAGGAAAAGACCCCUCAUCGUGUUUGAUGGAAGUUCAACAAGUACAAGCAUCAAAGUGAAAAGGACGGAAAACGGAGAUAGCGACCGACUGAAGCCUCCCCCUCAGGCAAGCGUUACCAGUAAUGCCUUUCGAAAAUUAUCAAAUUCCUCUCCAAGUGUUUCACCCCUAAUUUUGUCUUCCAAUUUGCCUAUGAAUGAUAAAACGGAACACGGUAAUAAUGACACUAAACAGAACCAUGACUUAACGCAUAGAAAAAGUCCCUUGGACCCUGCGAAGCUGCCACCUUUGUCCCCCGGUGGAACCACUUCAGUGAAGUUAAAGCGGGCUGCUCCUAAAGAAGAAGCGGAGACCGCGAAUAACCUGAAGCCCCCAGAAGCGAAGAGGAAGAUACAACAUGUUACAUGGCCAUGAAGGAAAGUUACCCAAAAAAUGUAAAUAUAGCUAUAACUAGUUUUUCAAACAAGUUCACAUUUAUUGACAGUAUUAACAAAGAUCCUGAUUAUUAAGGAAUUUUCUUCAGAGGUUUAAAAUUAGGUUAAAAAAACUAUCGUGUUUCCUUUUUUUGUUUUAUUUUCUCUGCCUUCCUUUAAAAUUCUUGUCUCUCAUGCCCUGAAUAGGAAAGAGUUUCUUUUUAAACUAAUGACUUAGUAUAAGUCAUUUAUAUUGAUCAUAGUCAAAU
Loxodonta africana (African savanna elephant) is the source of this 1031-nucleotide messenger RNA. RefSeq names its product chromosome 15 C2orf49 homolog (gene TSLIG2). The transcript is spliced from 4 exons. Lineage: Eukaryota; Metazoa; Chordata; Mammalia; Proboscidea; Elephantidae. Gene Ontology annotation, cellular component: tRNA-splicing ligase complex. Gene Ontology annotation, biological process: embryonic morphogenesis. The coding region runs from base 65 to 763 and encodes 232 amino acids. The record is from RefSeq and is a predicted model, not a curated record.